This is a messenger RNA of Neomonachus schauinslandi (Hawaiian monk seal), 4812 nucleotides long. It is a transcript of the gene FBF1, whose product is annotated as Fas binding factor 1. The record is from RefSeq and is a predicted model, not a curated record. Bases 84 to 3542 code for a protein of 1152 amino acids. The transcript has 29 exons. Gene Ontology annotation, biological process: cilium assembly; establishment of epithelial cell polarity. Lineage: Eukaryota; Metazoa; Chordata; Mammalia; Carnivora; Phocidae. Gene Ontology annotation, cellular component: centriole; ciliary transition fiber; ciliary basal body.
GGAGGAUGAGCCUGAUGUGGGCAGAAUUCAAAUGACCUGGACAGUGCUGUGAACAAGCUACAAGCAGCUCCCAGAGCCUUGAGAUGGCACCGAAAACCAAAAAGGGAUUGAAAGGCUCCAUUGAUGAUGUCCUUGGUGACCUCUUGGGGGAUGAGACGACACUACCUGAGGAGCCUGUUAAACUAGCUUCACGUGCCCGAGACGCCACAGGUGCUGCCCAGGCGCUCCCUUCUUCCCAGGCUCGAACGAAGUCCCUCCUGGAAGACUAUGCCUUCAGCACCACGGCAGGCGUCCCGGGACCUGAUGCUGAGGUGUCCGACGUCUCAGAGGCAGACCCACAGAUUUUGCUCCAGGCAAUGAAGGAUCUGGACGACAUGGAUGCCGAUCUCUUAGGUCUGAAGAGGUCUAAUCUGACCUCUAGCAAAAGAGCUGCCAAGGGUCCUGGGGAAGAAGAGCUGCCUAGUCAUCCCAAACCUGCCGGGGACACCGUUCCUGCCAAGAAGCCCCCUCCCUCUCCCAGCAGCCUUGGGCAUCAAUACAGAAAGUUUUCCUUCGAAGAUUUGGAAGACCCAUUGGCGGGACUUCUCUCCGACGAUGAGGAAGGAAUCACCAAGAAGCCCCCUGGGACCGAGAGUAAAAUGGCUUCCAAAAAGAGCCCAGCCCCAGUCAGAAAUCAAGGUCCAGCUAUUCCACUAACUCCUGGGGACACCCCGGUCCGAAAGAAAGAAGAAGUGCUAUUUGAUGAGGAGGACGAUGUCGUGGCCACCCUGGGGUUUGCAGACAGCCCCACAGCAGAAAGGAGGCAGAUGGGCGACCAGGAAGGGCCCCGUCCUGCUCGCUCCAGGCUGGAUGAGCUGCUGGGUCGGGGCACUGCCACCAAGCUCCUGGCCCGCCCGGGCACUGGGGAGCACAGGGAAUUCAAGCUGGACAAGAAGUACCAGAGGCCCCAGGACAAGGAAGAUUCCUGGGGUGAUGAGGACUUCACCUUUGGGGCCUAUCAGCCCACCAUGGGCUCUUGUGAGGGCCGCCAGUCCCACCGGCAGUCGGUCAGUAGGUUCUUAACAGAAGGUAGCGCAGACACCAAGGGAGAACCAGGCUCCAAACAGAGCACCCCAGCGGCCUCCAGCCCCACUCACCCCAGGAAGGGAGGAGCUGACUGGUUGGGCCUCAAGGACGACGACCUGCUCCCUCCCUCUCCCACCAGAGAGGCUCAGAGGGGAGGCUCAGCACUCUCCACUCCUUCCGUGCUCCCUCCCAGGAGCCAGCACUCUGACUCAGGCCGGUGCUCUGCCCCAGCUGGACUGCCUUCCUCCUCUUUGGGGCCAAAGCCACCAACGGAGAGUGCAGGUUUCCCUGCCAAAGCCAGCCAGCCUUCCCAGCUGGGAGUGUCUAAGGACAAAGAGGAAGAGGAUUGGCUGAGCCAUGCCUUAUCUCGGAAGAAGUCCCAAGGUCUGGCCAGAGAGGAGCACACAGAGGCCUCUAAGGGCCAGAACCGGGUGGGAGCAGGAGGCAGUCCCCCUUCCAGCAGCCAACCUGUUCCCAGCACUCAAGGGUUCAAGCAAGCAGCCGCUGGAGGGCCCUCAGGAACAGCGACACAGAAGCCACCGACCAGACCUGCCACCUCGGGGUCCCCUGUGACUUGGAACCAGGCUGCCUUGACCCUCCCUGCAGGUGACCCAAAGAGGGGAACAGCCCUUGGAGACCUCUCCAGCGUUGAGCCCGCAGCUUGUGUCCCGAGCUCCCAGGAACCCCCAGGGCCUUCUGUGCCUGCCCAGUCCCUGCUCCUCGAGUCCCUGGCGCAGAGCCUGCUGCCGGGCACAGAAUACCAGAGGCAGCUUCUGGCCGCCCAAGUGCAUCUGCAGAGCGGCACGGCCGAGCUCCAGGCCGACCUUCUGCAGAGCCAGGCCCGGCUGGCAGAGCUGGAGGCCCAGGUGCGGAAGCUGGAGCUGGAGCGGACCCAGCACCAGCUCUUGCUAGAGAGCUUGGAGCAGCGGCACCAGGCCGACCUGGAGCUCAUCGAGAGUGCCCACAGAAGCCGUGUCAAGGUGCUAGAAACAUCGUACCAGCAACGGGAGGAGCGGCUGCGGAGAGAGCACGAGGAGCUGUCGGCCCGGUAUCUGUCGUACUGCCGAGAAGCCGAGCAGGCCCGCGCCGAGCUCACAGCCCAGCACCAGCAGCGCUUGGCGGCUGCCGUGCAAGAGAAGGACCAUGAGAUGGAGCGGCUCCGGGCACUGCAGCGGGCCUCCAUCCUGGAGAUGCGCCAGGACCACGAGGAGCAGCUGCAGCGGGUGAAGCUGCUGAAGGACCGAGAGAUUGACGCGGUCACCAGCGCCACCUCCCACACGCGGUCCCUGAAUAGCAUCAUCGAGCAGAUGGAGAAGUUCUCCAGCAGCCUGCAUGAGCUGUCCUCCCGCGUGGAGGCCUCACACCUCACCACCGCCCAGGAGCGGGAGCUGGGGCUCCGGCAGCGCGACCAGCAGCUCAGAGUGCUGCAGGAGAGGCUGGGCCAGCAGCAGCGGGACAUGGAAGAGGAGAGAAGCCGGCUCCAGGAGGUCAUCGGGAAGAUGGAGGCACGCCUGAACGAGCAGAGCCGGCUGCUGGAGCAGGAGCGAUGGCGGGUGAAUGCCGAGCAGUCCAGGGCUGAGUCCACGCAGCGCGGUCUAGAAGAGCAGAGGAAGGUCAUGGUCCAGCAGAUCACCAUGGAACGGGAGGAGCUGGAGAAGGCCAAGAGCGCCUUGCUGGAGGAGCAGAAGUCCGUCAUGCGCAAGUGUGGGGAGGAGCGGCGGCGCCUCGCAGCCGAGUGGGCCGAGUUCUAUGCGCAGCAGAAGCUGAGUAAGGAGCGGGCUGAGCGUGAGGCAGAGAGGGCGCUGCAGGUGGACACCCAGCGGGAGGGCACCCUCAUCAGCCUGGCCAAGGAGCAAGCCGAGCUGAAGAUCAGGGCCAGUGAGCUCCGAGCCAAGGAGGAUCAGCUGGCGGCCGAGAGGGAGGCCCUGGAGCGGGAGCGGCAGGAGCUGCGGCUGGAGAAGGAGAGGGUCAGCGCUGCUGCCCUGCGCACCAGGCUCCGUGCCGAGGAGGUGGAGAGCAUGAGCCAGGUAGCCUCGGAGAAGUUGGAGGAGGGGCAGCGGGCGCUGCGCGAGGCCCGGCAGGUGCAGCAGGAGCAGCAGGCACGGCUACAGCUGGUACAGCGGCAGCAGGAGCAGCUGCGGCAGCAGGAGCAGCGCGUGCACCAGGAGCACCUGAGUCUGGCCCAGCAGAGGCUGCUGCUGGACCACAUCCGACAGGACCUGCCCUCCAGCCCCGUGGUGCUGCUCCCCAGGACCCAGGGCCCGGCAGCCCCCUGCCUGGGUGCCACUGUGGCUCCUGCCGCCACCGCGCCCCGGUGCAGCUGGCCCCCUGCUGGCCUGGGCCCCUCGCACCUCCACGCCAAGCUGGUGCUGCUGAAGCACACAGCGGAGCAGGACCGUGACUUCUUGGAGAAUGAACAGUUCUUCCUGGAGACCCUGAAGAAAGCCUCCUACAAUAUGACAUCCCAUUCAGCCUGAAGGGCGCCACUGGCUCCUCAGUGGAGGCCUCCAACCCUGGAAGUCUCUCCCACCGCACCCCUGGCUGCCGGCUCCGAGGAGGGAGUACCCAGGGCCUGAUUACAGCUCCUCCUGGGGACAGGGUGCGAGCACGUGCUCUCUGCACACUCCAGCCUCUAGGGCUUGAGGAGCAGUGGCCUCUGGGGAGAUGUGAUGCCGAAGGUGUCUCAGCCCCAUGACCCUGCCAGCCACAGCUUCGGUUCUCCUCCCCCAGACUUCCAGCUCAGAUCCAAGGGCUCACUGGGCUCUGUGAACCCCUCCCUUCCUCAGCAGGCAGAUGGUUGGGGGAUAUUUUCACCUGGGCCUCUUCUGAGGCGGGGGAGUCUUCUAGAGAGACGCCACGGACAGCCUCCUGCCCUCUCUGUCUGAGAGGCCUACAGGGACAGCACGGGCUCUCCUCCCUAACUGGGACACAGAGAGCACAUGUUUUGAAGCGCCUUCUAUCCUCUUGACCAAGGAGGCGGGCGGUGUUGUGGGGCACAGAGGGGGCAGGGAGGGCGCCGUGCCCAGCCAGGUUUUACCUCGCAGCCUUGUGCUCUCAGGUUGGCUGGCAGAAAGUCCCUGCCUCAUUCCCAGCUGCCUGAAUCACUGACCAGCCCUCACGAAUACUGGCCUGUCGCUUCUUGUAAUUAGGGCUUCCCAGAGGCAGCUGGGCGUGACAGUGGGGUGUGGUGAGCGACCAGUAGAGAGGCCUCUCUGUCCUGUUCACCUGCUACGAAGCCACAGCAGGUGGGAGCAAAGACUGGAGAGUGAAGGCCGCUGCCACAGCUGGGAGGGUAGAGAGCACUGGGGACCCCCACAGGGCCUUACCCAGGCUGCCGCCCCUGGGAGGGCGCCUUUGCACUUCUUCCUGCAGGGGCGCCAGGAGAGGGGCGGCAGCUUGGCAGUUGUCCCAGCAAACCCGAGGACAGAUGGACUCCACUAACAUAACCACGGCCACUCCUGAAGCGGCUUUCCUCAGCCAGCGACUGGUUACCUUCCACUGGAGGACAAAGGGCAGAGGAGGACGAGGCUGAGGGGGUACCAGAACAGCCUUCAGAAGGAUCUUCAUUUACGAGCUAUUUCCGGCUUUUAUCUUGGACCCAUUAAAUUGCUAUAUUCUUAACGAUUCGAUUGUUAGAAUUUGCCUUGACUCCUGAGAGUUUAUACUUAUCUCUUAGACGUGUUCCCUCUGUAGCACUGUUACAUGCUAUAAAGCUGGCUGGCGCUGGGACCUUCCUGAAUCUGUACA